CCCUCUAUAAAGCCGAUAUCUCUCGGGGUUCUUAACUGCACUGUCGCCGACAUGGACAGUUUUGAGCUCGAAAAAUCGAUCUGCGUCAUCGGGUCCGGCGCAGCUGGCCUGAUCAGUGCACAAGUGCUCGUCCAGGAUGGCUUCAAGAACGUCGAGGUCAUCACCUGCGACCAGUCUCCGGGCGGCACGUGGGCUGAGGAGCGAAUGUACCCCGAGCUCAAGAUUAACAACGUCUAUGGAGAGUACAGAUUCUCUUCCUUGCCUAUGCCUCCACCGACAGAUACGACUAAAUCAGGCGGCCGGUUAGGCGGAGAAGAUAUGCGGCUAUACAUGGAGAGCUUCGCAGACAGGUUUCUGAGGGGCAAGCUGCGGUAUAACACUAUCGUGACUAAUAUUCGUUCCGCGAAGCCGGAUCUCUCCACUCUUAGCAGCCCUCCCAGCAAGCGGUGGAUUAUCACUGUUCGCGACCGCAACACAGGCGAGGAGAGUCAGCUCAGGUAUGACAGGGUUGUGUUAUGCACCGGAGGGUGCAGCACACCGAAGUAUCCCGUUUCCUUGUCGCCUGAAGCUGCAAAGGUUAAGGGCUUCAAGGGGCCUGUCUUCCAUUCGCUCGAUUUCAAGAAAAACGUGGAUAAGCUACUAAAAGCCGUGCAGCCCCAAUCUGACCCUAAUCCGGGCCAUGCAGUGGUCAUCGGUGGCGGAAAAUCAGCCUGGGACGCUGCAGCAUACCUCGCCAACCGUGGUAGGAAGGUCUCCGUGGUCUUUGAGACGUCAGAUUCUGUGAUGGGCACCGCCAGUCCUCUACCGGAGUUUGUCCGAAAAAGUAGACUACUGGCUGUACUAUCGUCGAGUCGCAUAAUCAACACCAGGCUUGAGUAUGUAUGGUUCCUCCACCAAACCUGGCUCGGCAGCAAAAUCACACAUUUCGUAUGGAAUCGACUCGCUGAAGAUUCAUUCAAAGCUCUCGGCGUUCCGAAGGACUCGCCUCUUCGGAACACGCAUAGCUUGUUCUGGGGCCUGCGCCUAAAUGAUGAAGGCGUUCCAUCGCCAGACCGCUUCUUCGGCCUCGUCAAGGAUGGCAAGAUUGACCUCAUCGCUCCCGCCCGCGCUACGGGCUUCGGCAGCGACGGAAGCUCGGUCAUACUGGGAGAUGGGCGCGUCAUAGCGGCGGACGCUGUCGUCCUCUGUACUGGCUUCCAAUCGUCGUGGACCGACAUCUUUGACAAGGAAACCUACGAGGAGAUCGGCCUGGACGUCCACCCACCGCCGCCCGAGGAUAAGGAAUACCGGAAAGAAUACGCGUACGCGUCGCUUGCCAACCCGUCCGGCACCGGUGCACUCCUCAGACAGUUGGACCCCACGGCAGAGAACGCUGCGGCGAUAUACCGCGGGAUAAUUCCGGCGAAGAGCAUCCUGAACCGCGACUUUGCGGUCAAUGGCAGCAUCUUUACAACGAACCCCGGAUAUGUCUUCGAGAUCUGUGCACACUGGAUCGCGUCCUACUUCCGCAGGGAUCCGUUCCUACGCGUGCCUACAACAGUCGAGGCUGCUGUCGAGGACGCGGAGAGGAACAACUCGUGGCUACGCGUGCGCUUCCCGGGCAUGCUCGGGUGGGCGAACGACUCAUAUUCUGCUGAUAUGGCAAUGCUGGGAUGGCCACAGCUGGCUGACACGCUACUCCAGGAUAUGGACCUGCCGAUCAUGCGAAGCGGCGGGAACUGGUUUACCUGGCCGUUCAAAGUACUUGACUUGAAGGAAAUAGAGUAUCUUGAGGAAGAGCGUAUCGCAAAGCGCGUACAGCAUACGACACGGGCAUAAAAGACACAUCAUAAUAUUCUCGCUUCUAUCCUUUUUUAAUCUAAGAGUAUCUUUCAUUUGCACCGAGCACUCCUUAAGAUAUUUGCGAACACGGGUACAUAGAAGUUUAUAACGACAUGCAGAGAGCGAGAGUAAUUGCCAUACGAUACACGAGGUGUCUGACAGUCCAUGCAAUGAAACAAGAUAUUACAGAUAUACCGAGACCAGCGCCACGAUACUGCACUUUUAUCUGCCGUCUCUAUCGGGCGCGCUACACCUGGCUGAGAGGUUCGUAACCGCUGCGGUUGGAGGACCUGCCCAAGCCGAAGCCCAUGAGGAGGCUCUGACGGAGAGACUUGCGCCCGUUCUCCUCGCCGUCGUCGCGCGCGCGCUGGCGCUUUGCCUCGAGAAAACCCUCAGACGGGACGUCGUACAGCCGCUCAUACUCGACACCGAGCUCGCGGCCCAUCGACCAGAAGUCUUUGCAGUUGCCGACGAUACCGAGAUGGAACGGGUUCGGCGCCUUAGCUGCGCGUGCGAGCCCGUCGGCCGCCUUGCCCUUCGUGAACCGGUCGAAGCCAAGUAGGUUCAUAAGGAAGCCUCCGCCGCCGCACAGCCCGUGCCGAUGGUGAUGAUGACUGUGGCCCGUCGUGUCGUCUGAGCCCGCAUGCUGGUGCUGAUGACCCAUCUGCUGCCCCAGGCUGGCGCCACCGCGACCACCCAUGAAGCCGUAGCGACCUAGGUUGGAGACUUCGAGCGUGGUCAUUUGUCGCGCGACCUGCCAGAGCUGAGUAAUAAGGAGCACGACCGUCCACGACAGCUGCAGUGUUGCCCAGGCGGUGACAGACACGAGGAAGGUAUCGGCCGCUGUGAUGGCACAGAGGUAGGACGGGAGGACACAUGAAGGGGAAAUAUGAGGGGAUUCCGUGGGUAUCGAAAACGAUGAGAAGUCUGGUAAGUACACAG
Messenger RNA from Phanerochaete carnosa HHB-10118-sp, 2763 nucleotides. RefSeq lists its product as uncharacterized. The record is from RefSeq and is a predicted model, not a curated record. The coding region runs from base 52 to 1818 and encodes 588 amino acids. Gene Ontology annotation, molecular function: oxidoreductase activity. NCBI's taxonomy places the organism in Eukaryota, Fungi, Basidiomycota, Agaricomycetes, Polyporales, Phanerochaetaceae. The transcript is spliced from 9 exons.